This is a messenger RNA of Umbelopsis ramanniana AG, 768 nucleotides long. RefSeq lists its product as uncharacterized. The transcript is spliced from 3 exons. The record is from RefSeq and is a predicted model, not a curated record. The coding region runs from base 1 to 768 and encodes 255 amino acids. Lineage: Eukaryota; Fungi; Mucoromycota; Umbelopsidomycetes; Umbelopsidales; Umbelopsidaceae.
AUGAACAAAAACUCCAUUGCAAGACAUGUUAUAAAGAGAGUGCUGGAACCCAGCGACAACAAAGCUCUUCAGCGACCUGUCGAUCAAGCCGCGCAAAGGAACGACCCAGAAAUAUCGCUUCAACACAGGAAACACUGGUGGAGCAAAAAGGCAGAGGCAGAGAUUAUCUUGAGUCCUCAAGAACAUAAAAUCCUGAAAAAGGUGAAAAAGAGAGCACACUACUUGGACCGUGGAAUUCACUGUUGCUGCUUUGCUAUCGGUUUAGAUGGUCUUGUGGGUUUCAUCCCAGUGAUAGGCGACUUCAUUGGUGUCUUUUUCGCUCUUGCCCUUGUUAAAACAGCUACUAAAGUCGGACUUCCCACCCCCAUUAUCCGACAAAUGCUGAUAAACGUUGUGAUUGAUUUUGCGCUUGGUUUGGUUCCUAUUCUCGGUGAUGUCAUGGACAUCUUUUAUAAAUGCAAUACUCGAAACGCGGUGCUUUUGGAAGAGUUCCUUAUGACUCGACGAAGGGAUCAGAUGCUGAAAGACCAAGGAAAGUUACCCGAAGAUCAUUUAGUUGGAACAGGUCCGAUACCCGGCACGGAGAAUGAGAGGCCAAAAGGACAUCAAGGAACUCCUCGUAUACGUGCUUAUGAAACAGACUCACUUGAUGAUCAGGAGAGGUCAAUGUCCGGUAAACAGAAGCUUAUUGGGAACGACACCUCGGGAAAGUCUGGCACAGCGAAAAGCGGAUCCUUUUUCACGACCUCGUCGUCAAAACGUACUUAA